AUGCCAGUCUUCACGGAACAUUCUGCCGCAUCGCGCGAGCUUCGCGUUCUCCCAUCAUUCGCACCCCCGCUCCCGCGUCUAGCUCCACAACUCGCAGAGAACACAACAGAAAAAUAUGAAGUCGUCAUUGUGGGCGCCGGGCCUGCAGGGCUUAUGCUGGAUCUUCUUCUGGCACGAUACGGAUUGAGUGACGAGUCGCUGCUCUGCGUAGACUCCAAGCCAACCACGCUGAAGUCAGGACAAGCCGAUGGCCUUCAGCCGCGCACACUCGAAACGUUGAAGUCGCUAGGUCUGGCAGACGAGAUUCUCACCGAAGGAUGUCAGAUGUGGCAGGUAAGCUCCACCCUCCUCGGUAAAAAAAAAAAACCUUCGCUAACGGCAAAGGUCGCAUUUUGGAACCCAUCGAACGACAAAGAUAAAAUCAUUGAGCGAACAUCGAUUGUCCAGGAUGUCGCUGUACCUGCUCGCUUCCCACAUGAAGUUACGAUUCACCAAGGUCGAAUUGAACGAAUCUUGGAAACGGAUUUGUUGCGCUAUUCGAAACGCGGUGUACAGCGUAACACUAAACUGAUCGAAGCCAAGAUCGACGAGGAGGGCGAUGCGGAGUUUCCGGUUCUGGCAGAGAUUGAGACCGAAGGACACAGGCGAACCGUGAGAACAAAAUAUCUUGUUGGCGCAGACGGCGCACACUCUGUUGUUCGACGCAGCAUGGGCCUCAAGCUCGAGGGUGAAUCACUGGAUCACAUCUGGGGUGUCGUCGACCUCGUCGUUGACACCGAUUUCCCUGACAUCAGGAGACGAUGUGCCAUCCAUUCACCGGCGGGCUCUGUUAUGGUGAUUCCUCGUGAGCGUAUCGCGACUGGCGAGUACUUGACAAGAUUGUAUGUGCAAGUGCCCGGGGAUGUGAAACCGGACAGCGAUCAACAGACUGAGGAUGGGCCGAACACUCCUCCCACGGCAGAUGCUAGAGCUCGCCGGGGCCAGGUCACAGAGCAGACUAUCUUUGAAAAUGCUGCAGCAGUCUUCAAGCCGUACUAUAUUCGACCGAAGAAAGACGGCGCCGUGGACUGGUGGGCGGCUUAUCAAAUUGGUCAGCGGGUCACGGAUAGCUUCUCCGUUAAGGAUUCGAAAGGUGUAAAUCGUGUCUUUAUUGCCGGAGAUGCUUGCCAUACACACAGUCCGAAGGCAGGACAAGGGAUGAAUGUCUCCAUGAUGGACUCUUAUAACCUGGCCUGGAAGCUAGUAUAUGCCAUCCAUGAACUUACGCCCAGCGUAAGCAGCGGACAACCAGAUCCUCUCCUAGACACAUACCACAUCGAACGUCAUACUAUCGCACAUCAACUGAUUGAGUUCGACCGGGACUUCUCAUCGAUGUUCUCGGGAAAGAUUGGUGCGUCCGAAGACGGUGUUGGAGGGCUUACCCAUGAUCAAUUCCUCGAAGUAUUCAGCCGAGGCAAUGGAUUCACCAGUGGGUGCGGAAUCGAGUACCCCGAUAACAUUACGGCGGUAAGAGACCUGAAGGGGGAGAAGAACCCAAUUAAAGGUACCGACUAUCUGUCAGGCGUUUUGCGUCCUGGGCGGCGACUAUUGAACGUGCGUUUGGUCCGUCAUGCGGAUGGUUAUCGUCGCGAUCUGCAAGAUGAUUUCGCGUCUACUGGACGAUUCCGCAUUCUUUGUCUCGCGUCGACGGAUUUGCUAGAUCCUAAUGGCACUUCUACCCAGACGCUGACCCAGCUUGGCGCCAUGAUUCCUCGGUUCCCACUGUCGGUGCUUGAGCAGGUAGCUGUUCACCCUCGCCUGGAAAAAGACUUCAUGUGGACCGAUAUUCCACGAGAGUUAAAGCAAUACUCUGAAAUGUCGUUCUACAGCGGGUAUGAGAUUGAUGAUGUCUACGGCAUUUACGGCGUCAACCCGGCCGAGGGUGCUUUGGCUGUUGUUCGUCCUGAUGGAUAUAUUGGUGUUAUUGCUGCCUUGGGCGAUGUGAAGCGCGUGGAAAGCUACUUGGAAUCUCUGAUCCGUACUAUCUAG
Molecule: messenger RNA, 2028 nt
Organism: Penicillium atrosanguineum
Lineage: Eukaryota; Fungi; Ascomycota; Eurotiomycetes; Eurotiales; Aspergillaceae
Product: putative phenol monooxygenase
Exons: 4
Coding region: 1-2028 (675 amino acids)
Molecular function (GO): FAD binding
Source: RefSeq, a predicted model, not a curated record